AAUCGGGGGAGAAAGUAUUUACGCUGUCUGGCUCUGGGAGUAAUCUCGACCGCGUUCUGAACAACGGUGCAGUAAAGUGGACACUCUUCGCUCAACUCUGCUCAAAGUUGUACUUUUGAGUCGCCUUUUCUCCCGGUCGACAACAUCCUUCAGUCGUGAAGGUGAGGAAGAAAGGUGUUUUACAUCCUUGGCUGAGUGACUCCCCUCUUUCUUCUUCCCUUCCUUUCUUCUUUCCCUCCCAUACUUUGACUCCACCUCCUGCAGGAUGUCCUCCAAGGCCACGCCCAUCCAGGGGUCGACACCCAUGACCCCUCCACCGAUCCCUGCGAGAUCCCCAAAGUCUCCAGGGUCCCCAGAGUCCCUGCAUCCUCCGACCCACAGAUAUAGAGACCGCUCACCUUCCCCUAUGAGGGGCUACCUCAUCCCCAGCCCUCUGCCCACUCGGAGGAACAGGACUUACUCAGCAACGGCUCGUGCAGCAGAGGGUCCCAUGUUUACUGGUGUGUGUAAAUACUUUUCUCGCUCCAAAGGCCACGGCUUCAUCACACCAUCCGACGGGGGCAAGGACAUCUUUGUCCAUAUUUCAGACAUUGAGGGCGAGUAUGUGCCGGUGGAAGGCGACGAGAUGAGCUACAAGAUUUGCUCCAUCCCCCCCAAACUCCAGAAGGUGCAGGCGGUGGAGGUGACCAUAACCCAUCUCAACCCAGGAACCAAACACGAGACCUGGACAGGUCACACUGUCAGCAGCUGAAUGCUGGUCCUCGAUGGGAGAGGGGGACGGGGGGGACAGGGCGGGGAGGUGGGGGUUAACGAGGCCAGUGGGUGGGAACAGAAGCAUAGGACUAAAUGGGGACGGAGGGGGAUUGGGUGUCAUGAAGAAGAGGAAGAUGAUGUGCUGAUAGUGGGCACAGAGACAGCGGAACACCCAGGUGAUGUUAUUAGUUGUUUAACACUCAUACAUCACAGAAGACAAUUAAAGGUUUCAUUUUGAGUUGAGUUGAAAUGUGGGAGACUUUCUCUGGGAACAAGGGGUCAUUAUAUCUUUGGAAAACUGCUAUUAAACUAGAACAUUAUGAUUACAGUGCAAGUGGAAGUGUUCAUCAUAGAGAUAUUUCUAACAUUACAGUCGAUUUCUUACUUAGAAUUGUAGACUCUGCCUGUGUUGAAUUUGAUGUACAAGUUUGAUCUAUUUUAACAGGGACAUUAUUAAUGCGGCCACAUUCCUUUUUUUUUCUGGAAGAAUUUUGGACGUGUCUCCCUGUGUGUGUGUGUGUGGGGGUUUCUCCGGGGUUCUCCGGCUUCCUCCCACAGUCCAAAAACAUGCUAUAUGGAGAUUAGGUGAAUUGGACACUCUAAAUUGACCACAGGUGUGAGUGUGGAUGGUGUGUGUGUGUGUCUCUGUGAUGGACUGGCGACAUGUCCAGGGUGUGACUCCGCCUAUCGCCCUAUGUCAGCUGAGUGUGGCACAGCUCCCUCCACGACCCUCAUGUGGAGGAUAAAGCGGUAGAAGACGGAUAGAUGGUGUACUGACUGAGUGUGCCUACUUUUACCUGAAGGACCUACAGCUCUGUAUGUGCCUACAUAUACCAAUAUAUCCUCUGUGUUUGAUCAUAUGUGGGUGUUUAUAUGAAUUAAAACAUUUUCAACUGCU
Molecule: messenger RNA, 1651 nt
Organism: Solea senegalensis (Senegalese sole)
Lineage: Eukaryota; Metazoa; Chordata; Actinopteri; Pleuronectiformes; Soleidae
Gene: carhsp1
Product: calcium regulated heat stable protein 1
Exons: 5
Coding region: 266-751 (161 amino acids)
Biological process (GO): regulation of mRNA stability
Cellular component (GO): cytoplasm
Molecular function (GO): mRNA 3'-UTR binding
Source: RefSeq, a predicted model, not a curated record